This is a messenger RNA of Nymphaea colorata (pocket water lily), 3771 nucleotides long. RefSeq names its product probable E3 ubiquitin ligase SUD1. The record is from RefSeq and is a predicted model, not a curated record. Gene Ontology annotation, molecular function: zinc ion binding. The transcript is spliced from 9 exons. Gene Ontology annotation, cellular component: endoplasmic reticulum membrane. Bases 267 to 3512 code for a protein of 1081 amino acids. Lineage: Eukaryota; Viridiplantae; Streptophyta; Magnoliopsida; Nymphaeales; Nymphaeaceae.
GUGGAGUUUCCUAACCCAACCAAAGCGUCUGAUCUUCAGCAGACGCAAACCCCCGGGUAUUUAUUGGGAAAUUGAAAAACGGAGAAAGAGGAAGGGAGUAAAGGGGGGAAGGAGGAAGGAGGAACAGGGGAGCUCUGAUCAGGACAUCCUUACCCUGUAGAAUCCCCCCUCUCUCUCUCGCUUUCUCUUGGUUCGGCGAGAAUUGCCGUCUCUUUUUCCCUCUAUCGAGACCGUAGGGUUUCGAUUAAGUUUCUGUCGGCAAGAAGAUGGCCUCGAUGGUGGAAGAGCGGGUCAGCGUGCCGGAGAGUUUCAGGGAUCUGAAGGAGGAAGAAGAAGGGGAAGAGGAGGAUGAGGAGGAAGACGUCUGCCGGAUCUGCCGAAACCCCGGCGACGCCGACAACCCUCUGCGGUACCCUUGCGCCUGUAGCGGCAGCAUCAAGUACGUACACCAAGAAUGCCUCCUCCAGUGGCUCAACCACAGCAACGCCCGGCAGUGCGAGGUAUGCAAACAUGCAUUUUCCUUCUCCCCAGUUUAUGCGGACAAUGCUCCCUCAAGGCUUCCUUUUCAGGAAUUUCUAGUUGGCAUUGCUAUGAAAGCAUGCCAUGUUCUUCAAUUUUUUCUACGCCUCUCUUUUGUGCUCUCAGUGUGGCUUCUUAUCAUUCCCUUCAUAACUUUCUGGCUUUGGAGAUUGGCCUUUGUGAGGAGCCUAGGUGAAGCACGGAAGUUAUUCUUGAGCCGGAUUUCUGCUGCCUUGAUCCUUACAGAUUGUCUGCAUGGAUUUCUACUUUCUGCUAGCAUUGUAUUUAUAUUUCUUGGGGCCACAUCAUUGAGGGACUACUUUAGGCAUCUACGAGAACUUGGAGGGCAAGAUGCUGAUAGAGAAGAUGAUGCCGAUAGGCAAGGUGCUCGUGCAGUAAGGAGGCCAGGCCCUGGAAACAGGAUUCAGGCUGGAGCUGGAAAUGUUGAUGAUGCUCCAGGGGGGCAAGGAAUUGCUGGUGCAGGUCAAAUCAUUAUGAGGAAUGCAGAAAAUGUUGCCGCACAGUUGGAAUUGCAGGCAGCUCGUCUUGAAGCUCGUGUUGAGCAAAUGUUUGAUGGUCUUGAUGAUGCAGAUGGUGCUGAAGAUGUGCCUUUCGAUGAGCUUGUUGGCAUGCAAGGACCUGUUUUCCAUUUGGUUGAAAAUGCAAUAACAGUUCUGGCAAGCAACGCAAUAUUUCUUGGUGUUGUCAUCUUUCUUCCUUUUUCAGUUGGACGGCUGCUAGUUUUCUAUGCUUCUCGGAUUCUUUCCACAACCUCUGGGACACUCCGCUCAAAUUUCAUGCCUGUUAUGGAGUCAGCCCUUGCCUUGGCAAACACAACAGUGAACAAUCCUAUUAGCUAUGUCGCCAAUAUAUCUGAAGAUGGUGGUGGUACUAUUUUGGCUGGUCAGCUUGCCAGCUCUUUAAAUAUGACCAGUUUAGGAGAUGCUGCAGGCAGUAGUAGUGGAUUGGGAACAAAUAUUUUCAAGGGGAUGCCCACAACAUUUCACCUUUCUGAUGUCGCAACUCUUGCUAUUGGAUAUAUGUUCAUAUUCUGUGUGGUGAUCUUUUACCUGUCUCUAUUGGCCUUGAUUCGCUACUGCAAGGGUGAACCUUUGGCUAUGGGUAGGCUUUAUGGAAUUGCCUCAGCAGCAGAGGCAAUUCCCUCUAUAAUGAGGCAGUUUUUAGCUGGAAUGAGGCACCUAAUAACUAUGGUUAAAGUUGCAUUUCUCUUGGUGAUUGAGCUUGGGGUGUUUCCUUUAAUGUGUGGCUGGUGGUUGGAUAUUUGUACAAUUAAGAUGCUUGGAACUACAGUUGCACAGCGAGUUGAGUUCUUCUCUGUGUCACCUCUGGCGAGCUCCUUGAUCCACUGGGCCGUGGGAAUCGUAUAUAUGCUGCAAAUAAGCAUUUUUGUUAGCCUUCUACGAGGGGUAUUGCGCAAUGGUGUUCUGUAUUUUCUUCGAGAUCCUGCAGAUCCUAAUUACAAUCCCUUCCGUGAUCUAAUUGAUGAUCCUGUGCACAAGCAUGCCCGACGUGUUCUUCUAUCAGUUGCUGUUUAUGGUAGUUUAAUUGUCAUGCUGGUGUUCUUACCAGUCAAGCUGGCAAUGUGGAUGGCUCCAUCAAUUUUUCCUUUGGACGUUGGUCUCUCUGAUCCAUUCACUGAGAUUCCAGCAGACAUGCUUCUUUUCCAAAUUUGUCUGCCAUUUGCUAUGGAGCAUUUCAAGCCCCGAAUAACAAUUAAAGCAGUUCUUCGAAGGUGGUUUACUGUAGUUGGUUGGGCUCUUGGAUUGACUGAGUUUCUGCUGCCAAAACCUGAGGAUAAUGGUGGACAGGAAAAUGGAAAUGCUGGCCAAGCAAGGCAGGAAAGAGUGGGUGUUGUCCAUCGACCUGGUGCUGAACUCCAUGAGAGAGCUUUGGUAGCUCAAGCAGCUGUGAGGGACACUGAUAGAUUUAUUCAAGGGGCCAGAAACCUACAUGCUGCUGAAGGAUCAGAUAGUGACGAACAAGCUGGCACUGAAGAGUAUGGGUUUGUUGUUCGAAUUGUGUUGUUGUUGCUAUUAGCAUGGGUAACGCUGCUUCUCUUUAAUUCAACCUUGAUAGUUGUGCCCAUAUACUUGGGACGUGUGGUCUUUGGUGCCAUUCCCCGCCUGCCAAUUACUCAUGGCAUCAAGUGCAAUGAUAUUUAUGCGUUCAAUAUUGGGUGUCAUCUUCUCGGGGCUUCUAUUGCUGGGAUUAGAUAUUCUUUGGGGUAUCUUAGAACCCAGAGAAUGGAAUUUCUUGUGCAGGUUCUGAAAUGGUGCUCUGUCUUGCUUAAGAGUGCUGCUCUCUUGUCCAUAUGGAUUUUCGUCAUCCCAGUAUUGAUUGGUCUGCUGUUUGAGCUGUUAGUGAUAGUUCCACUGCGGGUGCCUGUGGAUGAGAGCCCUGUUUUCCUUCUGUAUCAAGAUUGGGCAUUGGGGCUAGUAUUUCUCAAGAUCUGGACAAGAUUGGUUAUGCUGGAUCAAAUGGCGCCCCUUGUUGAUGAGAGUUGGCGGAUGAAGUUUGAGCGGGUGAGAGCAGAUGGAUUCUCAGGGCUGCGUGGUUCGUGGGUCUUUUGUGAGAUUGUUGCUCCAAUUCUCUUGAAGCUUUUGACUGCACUAUGCGUACCAUAUGUGUUUGCAAGAGGAGUAUUUCCAGUGCUGGGCUAUCCACUGAUUGUGAACUCUGCGGUGUAUCGGUUUGCAUGGCUUGGUUGCCUUCUCUUUUCUUUCUUGUGGUUCUGUGUUAAGAGGUUCCAUGUUUGGUUCACCAAUCUGCACAACUCAAUUAGAGAUGACCGUUACUUAAUUGGAAGGAGGCUGCACAAUUUUGGGGAAGAUGUCAUGCAAGCUAAGGAUACAAAUGUAAUUCGGGAGCAGCGUUUUGGCGGUACAAGCAUACCUGGUUCAGGCCAGCAGCAACAAGAAGAAGAUGCUGGUUUAAGGUUCCGACCCCGUCGACAUGAGCACCUGAUGGCCUGAGGGAGCUGGGGAAGGGGAUGCUGGAUGAAAAGACAUUGUUUGAUGCAUUUCUGAGGUAGAACAGAAUUCCCAAAGGGGGGGCUUCCAGCUGGUGUGGAUUCCUCGUUUAGUCAUGUGGGUUGCUCUCUUCUGUAUGAUUAUGAAAGUGUGAUUUAGAGGAUAAAAUGACCAUUUUGGAGGUAUCAAAGGUACGUCCGCAGGCUUUUGUACGAACAUCAAAUAGCGAAAGUAAAACUUGGCCUUUGUGCAUAUUGUCCGA